This is a messenger RNA of Symbiodinium necroappetens, 319 nucleotides long. The record is from the annotation of a GenBank genome assembly. Lineage: Eukaryota; Dinophyceae; Suessiales; Symbiodiniaceae.
GCGGCGUGGCAUCAGGGAGGCGCGCUCCCUGCCCCUGGGAAAGGGGGAUCUCGGCUGUCGCUGCGAUUUGCUUCGCCGACAGCGUGGUUGUCCUUUGACGGGCACCUCGGCUGUGCUGUCGCUGCAAUUUGAUUUGCCGACAGCGACUGACGUGAGAAGUGGCUUUUCAUUUAUGCAGCGGCCUCUUCCCUACCUCCUUUUGGUGCCUUUGGUUUUCGUGGGAUUGAGUCUGAUCUGCUGGGGCAACGGAGCCCCUGACAACCACGGGCAGACCGCAGCGUCUCCCGUCUCCAAGCUGGCAUCGACGCCAGCGAAGGGC